AAAGUUUGUUAUUCCUAAUGUUAAUCAAUAUAAAAAGUAAAUUAGAACACUAGAUUAUUUUUAUGUCUCUAUUAUUUUUUACUUUAACAAAAAUAACUUACCAACAAAGCUUUUUCUUGGCUGGAAAUUGGAAUGUCAAUUUAGUUCGCAAUCGUACGUAGUUUCUUAGAACUUUGUAUUGUCCAGAAAGCAGUUUGAGAUCUCAACCUUUCCUCAUGUAAGAACCUUUCCAUCCCCGGUAUCAUCCUAGUAGCCCUCCACAGAGCACUUUCCAACAAAUGAAUGUACUUUCAAAGCCAGCAAAUGAAAGGACAAGGAAACUUGGGUUCUAAUGGAUCGAGAAAUUUGAACAAAGAUGGAGAAUUUGAUACGUGGAAAAAUCAGCCUCACCAGGCUUACAACUCUUCAGUGUCAAACUCAAACAUGGGGGAUCCCUACCCUUGUAUGUCUAGUUACUAUGCUACCAUGUCAUUUCCAUAUGUCAAUCAAAGCAACAUAGGAGAAGCUGCAUGGAGUAAUGGUUCCGACCCAGUGACAGUUCUUGGUGGAUAUGGUGGCCAGCUUGGAGCUGGAGACCAACAUGCUCCUUACAUGGAUGGAAUGUUUGGACAGAGCAGUUUCCCAGGUUAUGGUCAGGGAUUUAAUUUUCUACAUGGAAGUGAUAGUGAUUUCUCAACGUGGGGAAGUUCUGGAGGGGUAGGCCGUAAAUGUGUGGGCCAAGAUUACCCAGAUGACUUUAAUCAGAAGUACUAUGAACAGAACAGAGAUCAGGCUUCCAUUAGAAAACUAGAACAGGGGAUGAGCAACCUCGUGGUAAGAGAUGUAAACGUUGAUACCCCGUUCACAGACCCAUACUUGGCUUCUGUUGGCAGUGAUGUUCAUCUGGGGAGACGAGGUGGGAGUUUUUUUAAUUCAUGUGGUCCAGCACAUCUAGUUGGUUAUAAAAAAAUGUCCUGGGCAUCAGUUGCUAGCCAACCUGCUAAAUCUAUGUCUAAAAUGAAAUUAAAAGCAGCACCUGCAGCACCACUAUUCUCCAGUAAGCAAGGCUCUUCCAGUAUGGAUAUUGGUACUUGGGAGAGUAAGAAUGGUAGUGGAAGAAUGGGUCCUCCUACUCAAAUAAGGUCAUCACUAUGGGGAGGACAAAGAGGUGGAAGACCAAAUGGUUCUUUAGAUCAACCAUACAACAAUUCUUUUCAGUCCCCACCCCUUCAGAUCGUUCCACUGGAUCAGCCUUCAGUUGGACCUGAUGGCUUUCCAUCUCACCCUGUCCUCGAUAAACUGCGAAUGGAAAAUAACUAUAAUCCAAAAGAUUUUGACUUGAAUCCUAAAUCUGCAAGAUUCUUUAUUAUCAAGUCAUUUUCAGAAGAUGACAUUCACCGAUCAAUCAAGUACUCUAUCUGGUGUUCCACUGAACACGGUAACAAGAGAUUAGAUGCAGCGUAUAGGGAACGAGAGGGUAAAGGGCCAGUUUAUCUGUUCUUUAGUGUCAAUGGUUCUGGACAUUUCUGUGGAAUGACUCAGAUGAUGUCUGCAGUAGAUUAUAGUACCUCAGCUGGUGUCUGGGCUCAGGAUAAAUGGAAGGGACGUUUUAAGGUCAAGUGGAUCUAUGUAAAAGAUGUGCCGAACUCUCAACUUCGUCGCAUCCGCUUAGAAAAUAAUGAAAACAAACCCGUCACAAACUCUCGUGACACACAGGAAGUGCCAGCAGAAAAAGGAAAACAAGUUCUGAAAAUUAUACAUAAUUAUCGGCACAGCACUUCCAUAUUUGAUGAUUUCCUCCAUUACGAGAAACGGCAAGAAGAGGAUGAACAAAGAAAAUCGCAGCCCAAAGGAAGAUCAGAUCAAGGAGAUAACUAGCCUGACCAGUAGAUAAUUUAGAAUGGACUUUACUAUGAUAAUGACUUGAGUCAUAGGAUUCUGAACUUCUCUUUUCUUUGCUGCUGCUACUAUUGCUGAGUGUAUGUAUAUGAAGUAGUACAGCUAUAUUGUAGGUGAUUCAAUAUGCAGACAAACUUAAUCCCUUGGCUUGAAGUUUUUUUUUUAACACAGUUUGGUGAUUGGGUAUAUAUUUUUUGCCUUUCAUUUGUAGUUUGAUCUGGCUGAAGGAUAAAGAAGCCAGUGUUGGAAGAAGAAAAACUGAUUUUGGUGUAUAAUUGUCAUGACUUUCAGUUAAUUAAAUGGCUGUUUUCUUUCUAUGGGUAAGCUUUAAGAACCAGCAUUAUCAUGAUGAUUGAUCAGAAAUCUGUAACAACCCCAGUAGAAGCAAAGAAGACUGUCUCAUGAACCACUGGUCACUAAUAACUUAACAAAACCUAUUUUUUAGUGGACUAAUAUAAAAGGACAGAGAACAAAGGUGCCUGUUAUUUUGUGCUUGCAUUGAUAAUGUUUAUGCAAAACUGAACUAAGAAAAUGAACUUCAUCUUUUUCUUUGUAAAUCUCUGUCAUCAGCUUAAUGCUGUUGAGUGUCAAGCCUAGCAGUCUGGACUACAGUGCAACUCAAAUGAUGACUGGAUGGAGGAUGUGAUAAUACUUGAACAUCUUGCCAAAAAUGCAUGGAGAGGCAAAUCUCGUGUGUUUUCUGUAGAAUAAAACUAUUUUACAACAAUAAAAUUAGCAGAAGUUUUUUAUACAAAACAAAAGGUACAGUAGGUUAUUGAUAGCACUUUUAAACAGGAAAUCUAAUUGUUUGACAUGCUAAAAGUUUAAAGUUUCAGUUUUAAUGCAAGGAUAAAAGCAAGUUGUGAUUUGUCAACCUUAAUUUGUUAAUAUGAAAUUACAGUUAUGUUCUGGGGAAUAAUUCAUAGAAACAAUUAACUGAAAUGAAUGUUUUCAUAGUGAAGAUGCUACUUGUAACUCUUAGAAUCUAAAGGUGGAUCCAUAUUUAAUUUAUGCCUUGGUUAAAAUCAAUUUAACAAAGUUUACAAGUAUUCUAAUUAUGGAAUAAGGUGUGUAUUGUUCAGCAUUCUGCUAUAUUUAGAACAAUUAACAGAAAAUUUAAAAGAGUUUUAAGUUUAGUUUAUAGAAGUCCUGAAUUACCAAAUCUAGUGUUAUACUCAUCAUUUAUGUCUUUUUAUUAUUAUUUCACAGAAAUUUUAAAAACAUCAGAAAGCUGACAAAUUAAAUUUCUUACUGAACUUUAUUAUAAUCUAGAUGUAAAAUUUCAAACCACAGAUUUAAAGCUAAACCAAAGUUUUUUUGAAAAUCGUGUUUAAAAUGCACUACGUAAUAAUGAGAAAUAAACGUUGAAACAGUAAAAAUA
This is a messenger RNA of Limulus polyphemus (Atlantic horseshoe crab), 3259 nucleotides long. Its product is annotated as YTH domain-containing family protein 2-like. The transcript has 6 exons. Gene Ontology annotation, biological process: mRNA destabilization. Gene Ontology annotation, cellular component: cytoplasm. The record is from RefSeq and is a predicted model, not a curated record. Lineage: Eukaryota; Metazoa; Arthropoda; Merostomata; Xiphosura; Limulidae. Bases 283 to 1857 code for a protein of 524 amino acids. Gene Ontology annotation, molecular function: mRNA binding; N6-methyladenosine-containing RNA reader activity.